Phialemonium atrogriseum is the source of this 1897-nucleotide messenger RNA. RefSeq names its product glucan 1,6-alpha-glucosidase. NCBI's taxonomy places the organism in Eukaryota, Fungi, Ascomycota, Sordariomycetes, Cephalothecales, Cephalothecaceae. The record is from RefSeq and is a predicted model, not a curated record. The transcript has a single exon. The coding region runs from base 137 to 1897 and encodes 586 amino acids. Gene Ontology annotation, biological process: maltose catabolic process; sucrose catabolic process. Gene Ontology annotation, molecular function: oligo-1,6-glucosidase activity; alpha-amylase activity; sucrose alpha-glucosidase activity.
AGGAUGAAGCAGCAUCUUAAAUAAUAGACGGUGUUGAGGGCCGUAAGCUGCUGCCGUAAGUGCAGUUGACGAACCUCCCAUCCCAUCCCGUGAGAGUGCCAGAUCGGUUCAUCCUCGAGAUCACAAACUCGGAAACAUGACGUACUCCAAAGUCCAUCAACAACCACGCGCUUGGUGGAAGGAAGGCGUUGUGUAUCAGAUUUAUCCGGCAUCCUUCAAAGAUUCCAACAAUGACGGCACAGGCGACAUCCCUGGAAUCAUCUCAAAGCUCGACUACAUUCGAGAUCUUGGGAUUGACAUCAUCUGGAUCUCCCCCCAUUACAAGAGCCCUCAGGUCGACAUGGGCUACGAUAUCUCCGACUUUGAGGACAUUCACGAGCCGUACGGGUCCCUUGAAGAUUGCGAGAGAUUGAUAGAGGAAAUCCAUGCGCGAGGAAUGAAGGUCAUCUUCGAUCUUGUCAUCAAUCACACCUCAGACCAGCACCCCUGGUUUCUCGAAUCGAAAUCUUCCAAGACGAAUCCAAAGCGGGACUGGUACUUCUGGAGGCCACCCAAGUUCGAUCAACAGGGGAACAGACGCCGCCCGAACAACUGGCGAAGCCAAUUCACAAAGCCUGCAUGGACUUGGGACGAAACAACGCAGGAGUACUAUCUCCAUGUGUACGCCGACGGCCAGCCCGACCUGAAUUGGGAAAAUGAAGAUUGCCGCCGUGCAGUCUACGGCAGCGCCAUCAGAUUCUGGCUGGAACGCGGCGUGGAUGGCUUCCGGGUUGAUACUGCCAACAAAUACUCCAAGGUGCGAGGGCUUCCAGACGCGCCGAUCGCCGAGCCCGACGAGGAGACACAGCUAGCAAUGUGCCACUACGCCAACGGGCCGCGAAUCCACGAAUAUCUCAAAGAGAUGAAGGGAGUCAUGUCUCCUUUCGACGUCAUGACGGUUGGGGAGCUCCCUAACACGCCGGAUCGUGCCGACGUCUUGAAAUACAUCUCAGCCAGCUCUGGGGAGUUGGACAUGGUGUUCAACUUCGACACGGUCGGCCUCGGCCAGACUCCGGGAAAUCGAUUUUUGCCAAUCCCCUUCGACAAUGUCGACUUCAAGUACAACCUCACAAAGUGGCAGGCAUUGCCCGAGACGACCGAUGCUUGGACAACCGUGUUUCUCGAGAACCACGAUCAGGGUCGGUCGGUGUCGCGAUUCGCUUCGGACCUUCCGCAAUUUCGCGAAGCCUCGGCCAAGAUGCUCGCGACCGUCCUCACCAGCAUGACGGGCACUUUGUUUUUGUACCAGGGCCAGGAAAUCGGCAUGAUCAACGCACCGGCGUCCUGGUCGGAGCUCAACUACAAGUGCGUGCGGUCGGUCAACUACUUCAACGAUGUUUGCGAGCGGGCCGGCAACGAUCCCGCUGCGUUGGAGGAGGCCAGGAGGAACCUUCAGCGAGUUGCGAGGGACCACGCAAGAGUCCCCAUGCAGUGGGAUGACUCUGCCAAUGCCGGAUUUUGCGCCGACGGUGUGCAGCCCUGGAUGCCUGUUCUCGAAAGUCACGUCGACAUCAACGUCUCGAAGCAACUCGGCCGGCAGGACAGCGUCUUGGAAUAUUGGCGAAGUCUGUUGAAGCUCCGGAAGAGGCUUUCCGCCUUGUUUGUGUACGGGAAGUUUACUCUGAUCGAACAGCAAAAGGACUUGAUGAUGUUUCUCAAGGUGGAUUCGGGAACCGGAUUACGAGCAUUGACCGUUGCCAAUCUGUCGAAAGCGAGGAUGAGUUUCGACGAGGAACCGCACUUCCCGUUGGAUGGGGCAGAAUUGUUGAUCCAUAAUCGUUCCUCAAAAUUGGUGGAUUUGGACCGGCGGAUGAGUCUCGAGCCCUUUGAGGCGAGAGUGUACCUCAGGCGAGAUUAA